AUGUCGGUCAAGUUCGAAAAGGAGCAGAUUAGGACCACAACAGGUACUGUUGGGAAAGAUCAAGACACCAUUCACAAAAUUGGUGAAGCCUUGACUGGUGGUAAACAACAAAAUGGCUAUCUUGCAGCAUAUCUCAAGCAGCUUCAAUCAAACCCACUGAGGACCAAGAUGUUGACCUCCGGCACCCUUUCCGCCUUACAAGAGCUUUUGGCAUCCUGGCUUGCCCACGAUCGGAGCAAGAAUGGCCACUACUUCAGCUCCAGAAUUCCCAAAAUGGCUAUCUAUGGUGCUUUCAUCAGUGCCCCAAUGGGCCAUUCCCUGAUUGGAGUUCUACAAUGGAUUUUCGCUGGACGAACCAGUCUGAAGGCUAAAGUACUUCAAAUCAUCGUCAGCAAUUUAGUGAUCGCACCGAUUCAAAACUCGGUCUAUCUUACAUCCAUGGCAGUUAUUGCCGGUGCUCGUACGUGGCACCAGGUUCGUGCCACUGUCAAGGCUGGCUUCUGGCCCGUCAUGAAAGUGAGCUGGAUUACCUCUCCAAUCGCCCUCGCUUUUGCACAGAAAUUCCUCCCGGAGCAAACCUGGGUUCCCUUCUUCAACAUUGUUGCCUUCACCAUUGGCACCUACAUCAACACUCACACCAAGAAGAAGAGACUCGCAGCCCUUCGGAAGAGACAUUAUGGCGGUAGUGAUGGAAGGAGCCAAUCUGGCCGCCCCGACGAACGAUACUAG
Molecule: messenger RNA, 729 nt
Organism: Exophiala bonariae
Lineage: Eukaryota; Fungi; Ascomycota; Eurotiomycetes; Chaetothyriales; Herpotrichiellaceae
Exons: 4
Coding region: 1-729 (242 amino acids)
Cellular component (GO): cytoplasm; membrane
Source: RefSeq, a predicted model, not a curated record